Molecule: messenger RNA, 8741 nt
Organism: Girardinichthys multiradiatus
Lineage: Eukaryota; Metazoa; Chordata; Actinopteri; Cyprinodontiformes; Goodeidae
Gene: plagl2
Product: pleiomorphic adenoma gene-like 2
Exons: 4
Coding region: 1458-3257 (599 amino acids)
Biological process (GO): regulation of transcription by RNA polymerase II
Molecular function (GO): DNA-binding transcription factor activity; RNA polymerase II cis-regulatory region sequence-specific DNA binding
Source: RefSeq, a predicted model, not a curated record
UGUGCACACCACAUAUGUAAUUUUUCAUGUUAAAACUAAUAUGGCUGAACCAUAAACAUAAUAUAUAUCUAGGAUUUGAAUAGGUUUGCAUUAGGAACAGUUGUAAUUUUAUUUAGCAUUUUCAGUGACAUUUGGGCUUCAUGUCCAACACUCAUCCCUACCGUACAUGGGCAGUGACGUCACAGACUGAAUCAUAUACAUAUACUGUUAACAAGUUCAAACACAAAAGGUGUCAGAAUAUGGGCCAAUUUUUGUUUCUCUUUGCCAUCGCUUUUAUGGUGUUAUUAUGUGUGUAUAUGAAAAGCAAAUCGAACCUAAAAAGGCUUCUAUUUUAAUGUAUAAUUCUGUGCAGACACAUGCAUGGACCAUUUGCCUCUAUGUUGCCAAGGAUCUGAGCCCAGUUACACCCGACAUUAAUAAGUGUGUUUCCCUUCAUUUUCUCCCUUCAUUUAAGCUUUACAGGAACAGAUGUGUUCCAGUUAGUGACUGAUUCAAUGAGAUUCAAACUAACAACAUUGCGAAUAAACAGUUUAUUACUGCAUCUAUCACUGUGUUUUCUGCGGUCAGGUUAGUGUUUGGUGACUUUCCUGCUUGUAUAUUUCAACUUAAAAGGUCGUUAAAGUCGGUUUUUCCAACUUGGAAUUUGAAAUAUUCGCCUUCCGAGAGCAGCCAAAACGAACCAAUAGUUUAAAAAAAAUCUAAAACAAACAAACGCAACAUAUUUAUAAAAUAACAACAACAACAACAACAACAAAAACAAUGUGUGGUUUAAAAGAUGUGAAGCUGCAGGUUAUGGGAGCAGCUCAGAUGCAGGUGUUUUAACUGGGUCACAAAUGGCAGAGGGCAGGACUGGCAGCUGAACCACCAGUAUGCAUGCUGCUGUGACUGGUUCCAAAAAAAAAAAAGUUUGUGAAAGUGGCCUGACGUCACAAUGCUUACCGCCCCAUAACUCCGCUGCAGCCUGAGAGGCAGAGCCAGGCACACUCUCAGGCCUCGGAUACAGAGAAACCCCUGUAGCGGAUAAUAAAAGUCUCCAAAGUGCGGAUCAACCCGGGGAAAGUGAAGCGUGGGAGCGGUGGGACGCAGGAUCCGCCGCGGCAGGACUCUACUCCGGACCGGGGGACGGGAAGCUGAAACUCACCGGGACUCCGUGUGAAUUUGACUAAUGCGGUGCUGGAAAGUUUUUGGACAGUAAAGAUGCAGAACAGUAUGUCCCACUCACCGCCAGCCAUAGCUGUUGGGACUGGGUGAGGGGUAGAGAAGCCAAGAGGAGUGACUGAGUUAUAAGGUGGGAAAUUCACGGACAGAAGGAUUCUGACCAACAGUUUCAGCUGGAUUCCAAACAGAAGCUUUGAACUGCCAUUCACCUUUUGCCUUUCCCCAACACCUUUCAACAUUGAGCCUACGAGGCAGGGGAACCGCGAGGACUUUCAUGGCAGCGGCACUCUAGGGCUGCCAUGGCAGCUGCUGCCGCUGAUGCCUCACACUGUAUUAUCGCACUGACGCCGGAGGAAGAGGGACGACGGACUGCCACCAAGCUGUUUGGGAGUGCCGCCCCGCUGCCACGGACAGAGAGAGAGCGAGAUAGGGGGAAAGAGAGGGAAGAGGAAGGGGAGAAAGUAGGAAGAGCGAGUGGAAACGAGUGUCUGGUGUGCGGGGCCUUGUUUGUCUCACAGGAGAAGCUCCGGCUCCACACUUUGAGUCACACAGGCGAGAAGCCUUUCCACUGCUCACAGCCACACUGUCCCAAGGCCUUCAGCUCCAAGUACAAACUCUUCAGGCAUAUGGCCACACACUCUCCACAGAAGACCCAUCAGUGUUCGUUCUGUGAAAAAAUGUUUCACCGCAAAGAUCACCUGAAGAACCACCUGCAGACCCAUGACCCCAACAAAGAGGCCUUCAAGUGCGAGGAGUGUGGGAAGCACUAUAACACCAAGCUGGGAUACAAGCGCCAUGUGGCCAUGCACUCUGCUACUGCAGGGGAUUUAACCUGCAAAGUGUGCAUGCAGAGUUAUGAAAGCACACCUGUUCUCCUAGAGCACCUCAAGAGCCACUCGGGGAAGUCCUCAGGUGGUGCCAAGGAGAAAAAACACCCUUGCGACCACUGUGACCGACGAUUCUACACACGGAAAGAUGUGAGACGGCACAUGGUGGUCCACACAGGGAGAAAAGACUUUCUGUGCCAGUACUGUGCCCAACGCUUCGGCAGGAAAGACCAUCUGACACGGCAUGUGAAGAAGAGCCACUCACAGGAGCUGCUGAAGAUUAAGACGGAGCCUCCAGAUAUGUUAGGCCUAUUAACAACAGGGUCUCCACCGUGCUCGGUUAAAGAGGAGCUUAGCCCCAUGAUGUGUGGCAUGGGACCCAACAAAGACCCCAUGAUGGGAAAGUCAUUCCCCAGCGGGGCACCCUUUCCGAUGAGCAUGUAUAACCCUCACCAUCUCCAGGCCAUGUCUAAUUCUGGGGUGGGUUCUCCACACCCUUCCCUGAUGCCCAAUCCCUUGUCUGCAGCUAUGGGCAUGGGCUGUCACAUGGAGUCCCCUCCAUCUAUUCACCCACACUCCCAUCACCACCACCAUCACCACCACCACCACCAUCAUCACCAUUCCCCUCCAACCCCCCCACACCACCAGCCUGCGGCUCCCCAGCAGCAGCACCAGCCAGCACCCAAAUACCAGCUGGGAUCUACCUCAUACCUGCUGGACAAGCCCUUGAAAGUAGAGAUGGAGAGUUUCCUCAUGGAUCUGCAGAGUGGUUUACCAGGCCCGGUUACCACUGUAGAGCCCCAUGCUGCUGCCUCACCCCUCAAGGACGGAUUGGAGCCCACUUCGGUCCUGGCCGAUGAACUUUGCGGGGAUCCCCUUCUGUCCAAGAGCCCUGCAGUGAUAGCUGAGUCUCUGUGUGCUGCUAACAUGGACUUUUCCCACCUACUGGGUUUCCUGCCCCUAAACCUUCCUCCAUACAGUGCCCCUAUGAGCACAGGAGGAUUGGUUAUGGGGUACACCUCAUCUGUGACCUCUUCCACUUCCUCCUCUUCCUCCUCAUCUCUGCAUGCUGCCGAGCCCCAUGCCGCUGCAGUUGCCGCGGCAGCAGCCGCCGUCACCACGGCACCUCUUACCUCUUUGCAACCGCAACCUCAGGAGCAGCAGAGCUCCAGCGGGGGUUUGGGCCUUGGAUCCCUGCACCCCCUUCCACCAGUGUUCAGCUCCAGCCUUAGUACCACCACAUUGCCUCGCUUUCACCAGGCCUUUCAGUGACAGAGGCAGCUCCUUCCCUGCCAAGGUGACCUCCACACCAGCACAAGCUGAGCAAGGCCUGAUCGAAAAGUUGGAGAAUUAAGAUUAAAAAGAAAUACAUAAAUGAACACUUGGAAGCCUUAAAUGAAAGUGCGCACAAAAGCUUUUGAUUGAGCCUUAAAAGGAAGUGAAACCCCUUUGAGCAAAAAGGAAAUGUAAGAAAAGAAGUUGAAGCAGCUUUUAUUUGGGCUUUUUUCCUUAUCCUAUAGAUAUAUAACAAUGUAUUAACCCAUAUUUUUUUGUUUUUCAUUUACUUCCCCCUUUUAUCUUCCCCUUUUUAGUAUAAUAGAGGGCAGGAUCAGUAGGCCUAAAGGCGUGGUACUGCAUACUUAAAGUAAUAAUAUAAAAAGAAAAAAAACAAAGAUAAUUUUUAGUGGAUAUUAUCUGUCUUGUUGUGACCCAGAAAAUAUAGUUUGAAGUGGAAAUUCUGUUUUACCUUAUUUUUAUUUUUCCCAAAUGUAAGAACAUGGUAGAAUGUGUCGUAUCUUGAGUUCUGAAGCACCCAUGCUAAUACCCUGAGUUGUCAUGAUUCAUUUGGAGAGGAGAGAGCUCAGUGGGGGAACAAAGAGAUGAAUGAUCAUUCCUGCCAGCAGGUGACUUCACCAGAGCCUCCAAACGACCCCAGCCUCCAAAAAAAGUGCUCUUCAAAUUAAAAAAACAACAUAAGAAUAAGAAGAUUUAUCCCUGGAGAGUUAGGCAACGCCGCUUUAUACUCUUAUUGUAUCAUUAACAAAUCACUUGCUACAGGAAAUCAAACUUUACCACAGCUUCUUCUUCUUGUUUCUCAUAAAAAGCACUUUUCCAUUUAACAGAAAGCACUUCACAUCUCGUCUCCUACCUCGUACUUUCGUACGGCGGUCACUUUUUGCCGGCUAGGAAAAUCUCAUAGCUGGGUGAAAAUCCACUUAUUCCGAAAUUAACAUGUUUGGCUUACAACAUUGAGUGUACACAUUAAACCGAGAGAAUGAAUUUUCCCUGCGCUCUGUUUCUAAGGUGUGUACAGACAUCGAGGCUGCAGGAGCCAUGUUAGUUCUGGCCAAAUCAGUUUCCUACCUGUGAGAAACUCCAGUGCAGGAUUCCUGGGAUGGAGUGACGGACCUUCUGCUUUUCUCCACUAACCGCUUCAGUAGUUCUCAGGGAGCACACAGGAAGAGAACUUCGGCUCAGUGUUGUUGAGAGCUCCCAAACCAGGGCUGUCAGAGAAGAAUGACGUCAUUCUGGGAGAGAAAGUUAAUUUCUCGAUUGUUGCAAAGUGUGAACAGCUCUUUAUUCCAGAGCCGGACUUUAUCUGGGCUUCAUAAUUCUGGAGGUUUCAAUGCUUUGAGACGUAGUAGGACUCUUGUUCCAUCACAUCUUCUCCCUCGGAGAUAUCUUUUAAAAGUUUCCAUUAUCAGUUUACUUGCAGCAGUUUUUUUGGUUGCCUUACAUAUAUUUUCUAAAGAUACAUAUGUCUGUAUUUUGUUUGGAAAAUAUUCCAAAUUCAUCUUUUGGGCAGUCUUUUAAAAAGAUGCAUUAUCAUGGUAAAUGAUGAACCCUGAGAUAUGUGAAUGGAUAAAAAGAACAAAGGAAUUAGUGGCAGAUGAGUAAAAAUGCCUUUAAGAAUGUUAUUGCAGUGUACGAAAUAUCUCAAAAAUAAAUAUGGAAAUGUGUAUUUUAGGUAGAUGUAUUAAAACUAAGUGAUCAUAUUUUGAUGUCAUGCAAGUUUUGUAUCUUGCAUUUUUUUGCUUAAGAAAAAGAUGAAGUCUUCUCUUUGUCCCUCGGGCUUUCUCUGUCGUACCCGACCGUAACGUACUUGAGUCGGUGAAUCAAAUCUUUGGAUGAGAAAUAUUCAUAGGAGGUUGUUAGUGGCUUAGUGAUCAACUAGGAUUUGAGCUAGCCAUAGAUUGUGUUCUAGGGAUGCUUACAUGGAUGGCCUUUAAGUAUUUCAAACUGUAGGUCUUGGAGUACUACCCUUAAACCAAGAGCCUAUAAAAACCUUAGUCCAAAGUUCACUUAAAGCCUAAAAAUCCAAUAAAAAUGUUUUGUAAAUUUAGAUUGAGUUCACUCUGCUGCUCUCUCAUAGUGUGGUCACUGUGUUGAGUUGUUUCUCUCUCAGAAAAAAAGAAAAUCUGACUAGCAAUUUUAAAUUCCCUCAAAAUCUUCACAUAACUAUUUUAUGUUUUGAUGUAUGGGGCUAUUGCUUCCUGCACAGAGCAGUUACCAUACAGGCCUAUUACUAUCCAUCUAGAAUUUUGGCUUUCUUUUAACCAUACAAGGCUAUUGCUUACUGUAUAGGUUUUUCUUACCCUACAGAACUUUUGCUCACCCUUUUGGCAUAAUACAACCUGUCUUGAAUUGUUUUACUGCCGUGUUAACUCUGUAUGGAAUUGCUUGCCAUACAGAGUUUUGUUUAGUUCUUUUUUCUUUACCCGUAGGAAGCUUUUAGUUACCCUACUGGACUUUUUCUUGACCUCCAAAACGUUUUCUGACUGCAAGCUUUUCUAAAGCUAAAGGAUAAAACAAGGUAAAGAUGAUUUUUAAACAUAAGGGAAUAAUCCUUAAGAGGCCAGACAUGACAAUGAACACGGUGACCGCAUUAUUGAGAAUAGCAUCACAUUUAAAUAAGCAAAACGUUUCCCUUUUUUUUUUUUUUUUGUUCCAGAAGUGAGAGAACUCUGAAUAUUCAUCUCACUCAUUUUUAGUCAUUUAGUUCAUUCAUAAAUAUUGUUACAGUUUUACACCAGCUCUCUUUAUGUUUAGUCAUGUCUGUGCUUCAGGUGAAAAAAACAAACAAAAUCCAAAACCAUAGCACAUAAACAUUUAAGUUAAAUCCCGUAUUGCUGCUUUAGCCCCGGUUGGUGAUGUAUAAUAAAUGUAGACCACUAGAACAUUUCUAAAGUUGAUUUUUUUCUCCAACUUAGACAGCGAGCCAAACCAACAAGGUGGUCAUCUGCUCCACCACUUCGUUACUUCUCUACUUUUUUUUAGCUGCUUUGUAGAGUAAAAUGGUCUGAAAACACAGCGACUCCAGGAGAACACAGUCAGAACCGCCUGGGCUUUGACAUUCAAAGCAACAGGAGGAUGAAAAGAGACUGACUGUACAACUUGGGGUAUUGCUUAUAGUUAUGUAUUUGUUUUGGGUUUUUUUGUCAUGAUAUACUAUUUUCUGUUUGUAUAAAACAGGACCUCGAAAAAAACAACACAACACAUCACCUCAUUUUUAUUUGUGUUUUCUUACCAAAACCUUGGGAGAAGAAACUACAUGUUUGCACAACAGCUUAUUAAGAAAUCUUCAGAUUUUGUUUCAUACAGUAGGGAAAGGAACCUUGACAAAGGGCAGCUAAUGGCCCUGUGCGUUAGAGAAGCACACUUGAUAGGAUUGGAAAACUCCAAAUGAGCGAUGGUGUCUAAAAGUUUAAAGCUACAGCUUCACUUUGUUUUUAAAGUUAUGCUUUAUGUUCCAAUUUCAGUCUAAAAUUAUACAAGGUAUGACAUAAAAUUGUUACUUUUUAUGAUUGAUCAAACUCUCUAUUGAUCCUAAAUAAAAAGCUGUCAGCACCUUCCUUAUAAUUUCUCUUGUAAACCGAAGGCAAGAUAAAAAUUUUAUCUUCUUUUUUUGUAGGAGUUUUAAGACUUUUUAAAGAAAAACUCUUCUGGUUUAAACCCAAUUUGUAGCAAUCUCAAUGAGCGUUUAUACUUUUGGAAGAAAAUUUCAUUUUGUCUUAAAAUGAAAGAAAAAAAGCUUUUAAUUGUGCAUUAAGUUUGUCCUCCCUGGGUUUCUGUGAGCUAAUCUGAAUUCUAGCACUUUCAACCUUUAAAAAAAGAGUAUUUUUUUUCUUUUAAAGUUUCAGCUUAUAUGUUCAUAUGUUUUUAAUUUUGUAUUGAUCCUGUAUAUGUAUGUGCCAUUAGUUUACUGUUUAAACUUUAUCAGAAUUUGUGUAUUUCUCUUGUCCAAAAGAAUAACAGUAUUUUUGAUAUACUUUUCACUAAUAUCCUUUUACAACAGAGCCCCCCCCCCCCACUCCCUUCCUCCUUGUUCUGUUGUGUUUUUACUUAACCAGCUUUGCUUUCCCUUUCAAAAGUGUAUCUAGUCAAACUGCAGCCAAGCAUUUGAAGAAACCAGCAGCAGCAUGUCUGUUCCUCAGAGACGGUGAUGAACAAGACUGUUGUCAGCAGAGCCGCAGCCCAGACUCAAAUGGCCAUUUUUACUCCACCUAACCCAACAAAACUGACGUCUGAGCCACCCCUACAAUAAAGCACUUAUAUAAUCUUGAUCACAGGGCUGGGAUUUAUUUUUUUCCCAAAAAAAGAGUCCAUAUCUGUUUUAAUACAUUUAGAAGUGUAAUCUGGUUGUAUAAAAAACAUGCCAGUUAUGGCCAGUAAAACAUGCCGGUUUUAAUCUUGUCAGGUUAAAACCUGACAAGAUUUAGGUUUAGAAAUAAGAGAAUCUGGACAUGUUCACACUUUGAUUUCAGAAGUAGUGUUUGGAGAAUGGGGAUAAAAGGUUUCAGAAAAAAGUAAAAAAUAAAAUGUAAUCAAAGCUAGAUGACUACUCUGGAAGUGGUAACUUUAAGAGGAGUUUUAUGUUAUUUUAUUGAUGUCUCAUGAUUAUAGAAAUAAUAUACAAUGUCCCCAUUUUUUUCUUUGAGAAUAUAAAAGUCCUGACUUAGUGGAAGAGACGUUGCCAAAAUUUUCCGCACUUUUUCAAUGUAAAUAGAGCCGCUGUUGCUUGUGUUGAACCAACAGCUAAAAUGAAAAAGCUCUGAUUCACCGAUCUCUGACAGAGAUGUUGCACUGGUCAUCAGCUUGGUUGUAGCUCCAAUACCUCAGCCUGCACCUACUAGGGAUGCACUUAUCCUCACCCUUUACUAGUAGGUGCAGUACAGACAUUUUAAGGGAAAUUUCUCCAUCAUUGUAAACUUGAGAAAUGCUGAUUUGAUUUGAAUGAUUCUUUUUCUUUCCUCUAUUUUGGCUUUAGUACGAAACUGGGUAAUGUCUGGUGCAGACAGCAUCCAUAUGUAGAUUUAUAUAUUUCUAGCUAAGUGUAAGUCGUGCAUUCCAUCCUCUUUGUGUAUCUUUUUAGGUCGACAUAGGCCAUUUUUAUUUUUUUACAAGCAACUACAGCCACCUUUGGAAUAAACACAAAAAGGUGAACUAGAACAGGCUAAACAGGCAACUUACAUUCACUCAUACUAUGUUCUAUUGCAUGGAGUUCAACUACAGGGAGAGUUCAAGAAAUGAUUGAAGAAUGAGUUUUACAUCAGAAGUCUUCCUUUAAAAGAAAACAUAACAUAUCUCUCAUGUAAUCAGUUGCUGCAAUUUCUUAGUGACAGAUGUAUAUUGGUUGAUCCAAAGAGAUGAACACAACAGCAGAACUAUUGACUUAUUGUACAGUACCGUGUAUCUUUGACUUCUCAUGUGUUAUGUUGAAAUAAUUAAAUGACAAACCAGUGGUUUCCUACCCUA